GGGCCUCCCACACUAUCGCUCCCCCAUCCACCACAACACGGACACACGGUCUUCCCCACCGGCGACGACGAGAAGCGGCGGCGCGUGCCAUGUCGAGGUUCUGGAGGCCGGGGUCGGAGAAGCCGACGGCGGCGAUCGUCGAGGACGAGGAGGGCGGCGUCCUCUUCCUGCCCACAAGCACCAGCUCCUCCUCCUCAUCCGGGUUUGGGUACGCGAGCUUGGAGCGGCAGCGGCAGCGGCUGCCGGUGUACAAGUACCGGAAGGCCAUCCUCUACCUGGUGGAGCGGCACGCCACGACCAUCGUCGUCGGCGAGACCGGCAGCGGAAAGUCCACGCAGAUCCCUCAGUACCUUAAAGAGGCUGGAUGGGCCGAGGGUGGUCGACUUAUAGGCUGCACUCAACCAAGACGAUUGGCCGUGCAGUCAGUUGCAUCAAGAGUAGCGGAAGAAGUAGGUGUGAGACUCGGAGAAGAAGUUGGUUACACAAUCCGAUUUGAGGAUCAAACAAAUCCAGGUAUGACCAUGAUUAAAUUUCUGACAGAUGGGGUAUUGAUCAGAGAAAUGAUGGAAGAUCCUCUUCUGACCAAGUAUAGUGUAAUUAUGGUUGAUGAAGCCCAUGAACGAUCCAUUUCAACUGACAUGUUGCUGGGUCUUCUGAAAAAGAUUCAACGACGUCGGCCCGACUUGCGUCUAAUCAUAUCCUCUGCAACAAUUGAAGCAAGAUCCAUGUCAACUUUUUUCAACAUUAGGCGAAAGAAUUCUAUGCUUGAGUCUGCUGAUCAUUUGCCCAACCCAGAACCUGCUAUUCUUUCUGUGGAAGGUAAAGGUUACACAGUGGAAAUCCAUUAUGUUGAAGAACCUGUUUCAGACUACUUACAGGCUGCUGUGAAUACUGUACUUAUUAUUCACGAAAAGGAACCACCAGGGGAUAUUUUGGUAUUUUUAACUGGCCAGGAUGACAUAGACGCAGCUGUUAAGAUGCUAAAUGAAGAAAUUCAACACCGUGGAAGACAUUAUUUAGACCUGCUGAUUCUGCCCUUGUACUCUGGCCUUCCGCGGGGAGAUCAAGACCUCAUUUUUACUCCAACUUCAAAAGGUAAAAGGAAGGUUGUGAUAUCAACAAACAUUGCUGAGACGUCAUUAACUCUAGAGGGCGUGGUGUAUGUUGUUGAUAGUGGGUUUUCCAAGCAGAAGUGUUACAAUCCGAUUUCUGAUAUCGAGAGUUUAGUUGUCGCACCAAUAUCCAAGGCAUCCGCAAGACAAAGAGCAGGCCGAGCUGGAAGGGUGCGACCAGGAAAGUGCUUUAGGCUUUAUACAGAGGAAUUUUACCUUAAAGAAAUGCAGCCAGAAGGGAUUCCUGAAAUGCAAAGGUCUAACCUUGUUUCCUGCAUAACACAGUUGAAAGCUCUAGGAAUAGACAACAUUUUGGGAUUUGAUUGGCCAGCUUCUCCAUCACCAGAGGCAAUGAUUCGAGCUCUUGAAGUUCUAUAUUCCCUGGGAAUCCUUGAUGAAGAUGCCAAACUAACAGUACCCCUUGGCUUCCAAGUUGCUGAGAUCCCUCUGGACCCUAUGAUUUCAAAAAUGAUCCUUUCAGCCAAUAAUUUCGGAUGCUCUGAUGAGAUAUUGACCAUAGCAGCAUUUCUAUCUGUUCAAUCUGUGUGGGUUUCCAUGAGAGGAGUGAAAAAAGAGUUUGAUGAAGCUAAGCUCCGUUUUGCUGCUGCUGAGGGAGAUCAUGUGACGUUCCUGAAUAUCUACAAAGGAUUUCAUCAAUCUGGAAAAUCUAGUCAGUGGUGUUACAAGAACUUUUUGAACCACCAAGCAUUGAAGAAGGUUAUUGACAUCAGGGAGCAGCUUGUCAGGAUUAUCAAGAGGUUUGGCAUACCACUAACAUCAUGUGAUAGAGAUAUGGAGGCAGUAAGAAAAGCUAUUAUUGCUGGUGCAUUUGCUUAUGCAUGCCAUCUAGAGGAAUACAGCCAGAAUGGGAUGUACAAAACAAUAAGGACCUCACAAGAAGUUUAUAUUCAUCCUUCUUCUGUGCUAUUUAGGGUUAAUCCAAAGUGGGUCAUCUACCAGUCUCUAGUUUCAACUGAUAAGCACUAUAUGCGUAAUGUUAUUGCCAUUGAACCAUCAUGGCUUACGGAAGCUGCACCACAUUUUUAUCAGUUCCGGACACCCAAUCCUGCCCUUCACUAACUAUAUGAUGCCUGCAGGGAAUUAUUGCUAGGCACGUAUUACAAAGGAGGAACCUCCCAAGCUCCAUCACCACUAGUCUAGCGUCUCAAGAGUUUCACUGAUGUCGGAUCGAGCAUCCCUAAGUGAUACUACCAUCGAAUCCGGUAGCCCCAAGCUUCACAAGUACCAGAUCGGGGCAUCCGCAUGCCCCAACUUGCGACUGCCGCCAUUGCUCAUCAUUGUCAUAGGCACUACUUUGUGAGAAGCUCGUCAUCAUAGCUGCAAUAGCCACCUCAAGCUCGUCACUAGUAGUUAUUGCCACCGUCGUUAUAGUUAUGUGUUGUAGCCGCAUGAGCAACCUUGCCAGAAUAGGGAUGAAGACUGGAGAGAGAAGAGAGAAGGGAUCAGAGGUGAAGAGAGAGAAAAGAUAGCGGAGAAAUGGCUGACAUGAUGCGUGUAUUUUUUUUUCUCUUUGAAACGAACCACACAAGAUAGGUGUGAGAUUUCAUUUUAAUGUAGCAUU
Messenger RNA from Oryza sativa Japonica Group (Japanese rice), 2694 nucleotides. Its product is annotated as probable pre-mRNA-splicing factor ATP-dependent RNA helicase DEAH9. The record is from RefSeq and is a predicted model, not a curated record. Lineage: Eukaryota; Viridiplantae; Streptophyta; Magnoliopsida; Poales; Poaceae. Gene Ontology annotation, molecular function: RNA binding; ATP hydrolysis activity; helicase activity. Gene Ontology annotation, cellular component: intracellular anatomical structure.